UCAGAUCGUAAUCAAAAAACAAAAAUGGCUCAGAUCUCCGACGACUACGUCUCCGAGAACAGGUCCGGCGGCGGCGGCGGCGGCGGCGGCGGCAUUUCGGAUGUCUACGGUGAGGAUCUCGCUACAUUGGAUCAGCUCGUCACCCCUUGGGUUACCUCCGUCGCCAGUGGGUAUACAUUGAUGCGUGACCCGAGAUACAACAAGGGACUUGCAUUCACUGAUAAAGAGAGAGACGCUCAUUACUUAACUGGUCUUCUUCCUCCUGUCAUCUUAUCUCAAGAUGUUCAGGAGAAGAAGAUGAUGCAUAACCUCCGUCAGUACCCUGUUCCUCUCCACCGUUACGUCGCCCUCAUGGAUCUUCAGGAGAGGAACGAGAGGUUGUUUUACAAGCUUCUGAUUGACAAUGUGGAGGAGUUGCUUCCGGUUGUGUACACCCCCACGGUGGGUGAGGCUUGUCAGAAGUAUGGGAGCAUUUACAGGAGGCCUCAAGGUCUUUACAUCAGUUUGAAAGAGAAGGGAAAGAUUCUUGAAGUGUUGAAGAACUGGCCACAGAGAGGGAUUCAGGUUAUUGUUGUCACUGAUGGUGAGCGUAUACUCGGUCUUGGAGAUCUUGGUUGCCAGGGAAUGGGAAUCCCCGUGGGCAAGCUUUCUCUUUACACAGCGUUGGGAGGGAUCCGUCCAUCGGCUUGCCUUCCAAUCACAAUUGAUGUGGGUACAAACAACGAGAAGCUCCUGAACGAUGAGUUUUACAUUGGACUUAAACAGAACAGGGCAACUGGCGAGGAAUACGCAGAGUUUCUGCACGAGUUCAUGUGUGCUGUUAAACAGAACUAUGGAGAAAAAGUGUUGGUGCAGUUUGAAGAUUUCGCAAACCACCACGCGUUUGAGCUUCUCUCCAAGUAUUGCUCCAGUCAUCUCGUUUUCAAUGAUGAUAUCCAAGGUACUGCAUCCGUUGUUCUUGCUGGGCUUAUUGCGGCUCAGAAAGUGCUUGGUAAAAGCCUAGCUGACCAUACCUUCUUGUUCUUGGGUGCCGGAGAGGCUGGAACCGGAAUCGCUGAGCUAAUUGCUCUUAAGAUUUCCAAAGAGACUGGAACACCAAUCGACGAGACUAGGAAGAAGAUUUGGCUUGUGGACUCCAAGGGACUGAUUGUUAGCUCACGCAUGGAAUCUCUUCAGCAUUUCAAGAAGCCAUGGGCACAUGACCACGAGCCUGUCAAGGAGCUCUUGGGAGCUGUUAAUGCAAUCAAGCCAACCGUGCUCAUUGGAACCUCUGGUGUGGGGAAGACUUUCACAAAGGAAGUAGUGGAGGCUAUGGCCACCUUCAACGAGACACCCUUGAUUCUUGCUCUCUCAAACCCAACUUCUCAAGCCGAAUGCACGGCUGAACAAGCUUACACAUGGACCGAGGGCCGUGCAAUCUUUGCAAGUGGAAGCCCGUUUGCCCCUGUUGAGUAUGAAGGCAAAACAUUCUUCCCUGGCCAGGCAAACAACUGCUACAUUUUCCCAGGUCUCGGUCUUGGUUUGAUCAUGUCCGGUGCCAUUCGUGUCCGUGAUGACAUGCUUCUAGCAGCUUCGGAAGCUCUGGCCUCGCAAGUGACUGAGGAGAACUUUGCGGACGGGUUGAUCUAUCCGCCUUUUACAAACAUCAGAAAGAUCUCUGCUAACAUUGCAGCCAGUGUGGGAGCCAAAACUUAUGAACUUGGACUGGCAUCGAACCUGCCUCGUCCUAAGGACCUGGUCAAGAUGGCAGAGAGCUGCAUGUACAGCCCUGUCUACAGAAACUUCCGUUAAAGAUUCUUUUCCACCAUCCAUUUUGUCUCCCCCCUCCCCAGCUUUUCUUCUUUUCUUUUUACUUUUUGCUUCUUCGGUUUUGCUGGUACACUGGACACAAACUUUUUUUUACUGUUUGAUCGUUUUUUAAAAUAUAAUUUCAACUUGAAGUACUGAAAUAUAAUACUUUUUCUCUUU
This is a messenger RNA of Raphanus sativus (radish), 1968 nucleotides long. Its product is annotated as NADP-dependent malic enzyme 3. Gene Ontology annotation, molecular function: malate dehydrogenase (decarboxylating) (NAD+) activity; NAD binding; malate dehydrogenase (decarboxylating) (NADP+) activity. The transcript is spliced from 19 exons. Gene Ontology annotation, cellular component: chloroplast. The coding region runs from base 25 to 1791 and encodes 588 amino acids. Lineage: Eukaryota; Viridiplantae; Streptophyta; Magnoliopsida; Brassicales; Brassicaceae. The record is from RefSeq and is a predicted model, not a curated record. Gene Ontology annotation, biological process: malate metabolic process; pyruvate metabolic process.